Messenger RNA from Alosa sapidissima (American shad), 1224 nucleotides. RefSeq names its product claudin-4-like. The transcript is spliced from 3 exons. NCBI's taxonomy places the organism in Eukaryota, Metazoa, Chordata, Actinopteri, Clupeiformes, Clupeidae. Gene Ontology annotation, molecular function: structural molecule activity. Gene Ontology annotation, biological process: cell adhesion; bicellular tight junction assembly. The record is from RefSeq and is a predicted model, not a curated record. Gene Ontology annotation, cellular component: plasma membrane; bicellular tight junction. Bases 91 to 1209 code for a protein of 372 amino acids.
GAAACAAAGGCAGCAGCUUUAUCACACAGACACACAGCAACUUCUCAAGGAUAUUUCUUUUUAACUGAAGGCCAAUACGUGGAGAACAAAAUGGUCGCUGCCGGGAUUCAGAUGCUGGGUGCCGCAUUGGGCAUCAUCGGCUGGAUCGGUGCCAUCGUGGUGUGCGCCCUCCCCAUGUGGAAAGUCACCGCAUUCAUCGGCAGCAACAUUGUCACGUCACAGACGAUCUGGGAAGGCAUCUGGAUGAAUUGCGUCCACCAGAGCACGGGUCAGAUGCAGUGUAAGGUCUACGAUUCCCUGCUGGCGCUGCCUCAGGACUUGCAGGCCGCUCGUGCCCUCUGCAUUAUCUCCAUCAUCGUGGGCAUCUUCGGCAUCCUGCUGUCGGUGGCCGGUGGCAAGUGCACCAACUGCGUGGAGGAUGAGAAGGCCAAGGCUAAGGUGGGCAUCGUUGCCGGUGUGGUCUACAUCAUCGCCGGGAUCCUGACCCUGGUGCCUGUGUGCUGGACGGCCCACAACAUCAUCAUGGACUUCUACAACCCGCUGCUCGACCAGGCCCAGAAACGCGAGCUGGGGGCCGCUGGUCGACUGGGGCUCCAGAUCCUAGGUGUGAUGCUGGCCAUGAUCGGCUGGCUGGGCAGCAUCAUCACCUGCGCGAUGCCCAUGUGGCGUGUGACGGCCUUCAUCGGGGCCAACAUCGUGACGGCACAGGUCAUCUGGGAGGGCCUGUGGAUGACCUGCGUGGUGCAGAGCACGGGCCAAAUGCAGUGCAAGGUCUACGACUCCAUGCUGGCGCUGAGCUCGGACCUGCAGGCGGCGCGCGCCAUGACCAUCAUCUCCAUCAUCGUGGGCAUCUUCGGCGUGCUCAUGGCCAUCAUGGGCGGCAAGUGCACCAACUGCCUGGAGGACGAGAGCGCCAAGGCCAGGGCCUGCAUUGUCUCUGGGGUCAUCUUCAUCAUGGCCGCCGUCCUGGUGCUGGUGCCGGUGUCCUGGUCAGCUCACACAGUCAUCCGUGACUUCUACAACCCGCUGAUAAUAGCGGCGCAGCAGCGAGAGCUGGGCGCAGCACUCUACAUUGGCUGGGGCACCGCGGUGCUACUGCUGCUCGGAGGGGGGCUACUCUGCUGGAACUGCCCCCCCAGAGAUCACCAGGCCUACGGAGCGGCGCAGUACGCCCCGGCCCGGUCCAAAGCCUCAGGGGACUACGUUUGAGGGAUGCAGCGGGAA